CUUGGUUUUAAUAUCCUCUCACUUUCCAUUUCCAUCGACUUAUAAGCAGCUCGGCGGUGGUGAUUGUUGAAAGGUAAGUUAGAAAAAUGGCUGCAAAGGAGGGAAUUAGGAGUGGAAGGGAAGGUGAAGAAGAAGAGCAUGUGUAUAGGAUAAGCACAGACAAAGAGUGGGAAGAGUUGCAGAGAAAUGGAUCUUGUUUUGGUGGACAACUUGACAAAUCUUCUGGCUUCAUCCAUCUCAGCAAGCUCGACCAGGUGAUGUCAACAUUGCAGAACUUUUUCCUGAAUACUAAGGUGGAUUUGUAUCUGCUUCAAAUCGAUGCUAAAAAGCUCGGGGAUGGAUUGAUAUAUGAAGUCGUGGAUGGUACCAACAACUUUCCUCAUUUCUAUGGCCCUUCUCGGAGUUUCAGUCCCCUCCCUCUAGACGUAGUUAUCAAAGCAGAGAAGCUUGUUCUAGCAGAUGGCCAGUUCAGUUGUAGUUUGCUGAACUAAGCUGCUCUACUUCGAGAUUUAACAUUUUUCUGUGCUGAAACAAAAAAAGAAAGAUACUUGUGACCUAAAUGGACCUAUUGAAAGAGGCUCACUAUGAUAA
Molecule: messenger RNA, 591 nt
Organism: Populus nigra (black poplar)
Lineage: Eukaryota; Viridiplantae; Streptophyta; Magnoliopsida; Malpighiales; Salicaceae
Exons: 3
Coding region: 87-491 (134 amino acids)
Source: RefSeq, a predicted model, not a curated record